Molecule: messenger RNA, 3650 nt
Organism: Theobroma umbraticum
Lineage: Eukaryota; Viridiplantae; Streptophyta; Magnoliopsida; Malvales; Malvaceae
Product: Tetratricopeptide repeat (TPR)-like superfamily protein
Biological process (GO): RNA modification
Molecular function (GO): protein binding; RNA binding
Source: RefSeq, a predicted model, not a curated record
CCCUCCACUCGGGUGGCCUGGGUGAGCCAUUCCAGACAGUAAUGUCAAAUUCCACCAUGCAAAUUUGAAGUCCAUGGCGUAGUCUCUGAAGCAACAUGCUUACUAUUUGACGGACUCGAGGGAUGUACCGGAGAAAUCCACGUUCAAUCUGGAAGCUCAUUGCGCCAUUCAGAUAUGUUCAUACCACCACCUCCCAACACAUUCCGAGACCUUCCGAAUUUCCUACAACCCAACUUGCCUCAUUCUUGCAAUCUUCUUCUUUUCCUUCAAAUCUUCAACAAGGCAGACAAGUUCACGCCCAGCUCAUCCUCAAUGAAAUUACUACCACCGAUCACCUUCUUCUGGCUAUGUAUCUUCGUUGCGGUAGCUUCAAUGAUGCCAAGAACAUGUUCUAUCGGAUUGAUUUGGGGUGUGUAAAGCGUUGGAAUUUGAUGAUCAGAGGGUUGGUUAGGAUGGGUUGGUUUCGUUUUGGCUUGUUGUUUUAUUUUAAGAUGCUGGGUUGUGGGGUUUCUCCUGAUAAUUUUACUUUCCCUUCUGUCGUGAAGGCUUGUAGUGGUUUAAAUAAUGUACGAUUUGGUGCCUUGAUUCAUGAGGCGAUUUUGUCGAUGGGUUUUGAAGUGAAUGUGUUUGUGGGUAGUUCUUUGAUACACUUGUAUGUAGAGAACGGUUAUGUUGAUCGCGCUCGUACAUUGUUUGAUAAAAUACCAGCCAGAGAUUGUGUUUUGUGGAAUGUGAUGCUUAAUGGUUAUGUUAAGUGCGGGGAAUUAGAUAAAGCUAUGGAGAUUUUUGAGGAAAUGAGGAAAGAUGAAACAAAGUCAGAUGAAGUGACAUUUGCUGCUAUUUUCUCUCUGUGUGCUUCGGAAGGAAUGGUGGAUUUUGGUACUCAGCUUCACGGCCUUGUUGUUAGUUGUGGCUUGGAAUUUGAUUCUGUGGUGGCAAACGCACUUUUGUCUAUGUAUUCAAAAUGUGGGUGGUUGUCUGAUGCUCGUAAAUUGUUUGGAAUGAUGCCCCGGGACAAUUUGGUGUCUUGGAAUGGAAUGAUUUCAGGGUAUGUACAGAAUGGGUUUAUGCAAGAUGCUUCAUGUUUGUUUAAUGAGAUGGUAUCUUCUGGCGUGAAACCAGAUGCAAUCACCUUCUCAAGUUUUCUUCCGGCUGUUGCUGGGUUGGGAUGUUUCAGAAAAGGCAAGGAAAUUCAUGGAUAUAUAUUAAGACAUGGAGUGUCAUUGGAUGUGUUCUUGAAGAGUGCACUUAUUGAUGUAUACUUUAAGUGCAGGGAUGUGGAGAUGGCACGCAAGGUUUAUAACCAAAGCACCAAGGUUGAUGUUGUCAUGUGCACAGCUAUGAUAUCAGGAUUCGUGCUUAAUGGGAUGAACAAUGAUGCCUUCGAGAUUUUCAGGUGGUUACUUAAAGAAAAAAUCAUGCCGAAUGCUGUAACAUUGGCAAGUGUUCUACCUGCUUGUGCAGAUUUAGCUGCAUUAAAAGUGGGGAAGGAAUUGCAUGGUUAUAUCAUCAAGAACGGGCUUGAUCAUGGCUGUCAUGUGGGAAGUGCUGUCAUAGACAUGUAUGCGAAAUGCGGAAGGCUGGAUGUCACUCAUGAUAUUUUUGGAAGAUUGUCUGAAAGAGAUUCUGUUUGCUGGAACUCAAUGAUCACAAGCUAUUCCCAGAAUGGAAAACCAGAGAAGGCGAUUGAUCUUUUUUGUUGGAUGGGGAGGACUGGAAUGAACUAUGACUGUGUGAGUAUAUCAGCAGCUCUUUCUGCUUGUGCUAAUCUACCUGCACUACAUUAUGGGAAAGAGAUCCAUGGGUUUAUGAUUAAAGGUUCAUUCUGCUCCGAUCUAUUUGCUAAGAGUGCACUCAUAGAUAUGUAUGCAAAAUGUGGAAAUUUGGGUUCUUCUCAGCUUGUGUUUGACAUGAUGGAAGAGAAGAAUGAAAUUUCAUGGAAUAGUAUUAUUGCUGCUUAUGGAAACCAUGGCCGCCUUGAAGAUUGUCUUGCCCUGUUUCAUGAGAUGUUGAAAAAUGAAAUUCAGCCUGAUCAUGUCACUUUUUUAGCUAUAAUAUCCGCUUGUGGUCAUGCUGGUAAAGUUGAUGAUGGAAUUCACUACUUCCAGAGCAUGACUAAGGAAUAUGGAAUCCCAGCUAGGAUGGAACAUUAUGGAUGUGUGGUGGAUUUAUUUGGACGCGCUGGUCGUUUGAAUGAAGCCUUUAAAACUAUAAAGAGCAUGCCAUUCUCUCCUGAUGCUGGUGUGUGGGGUACAUUGCUAGGAGCCUCUCGAAAUCAUGGCAAUGUUGAGCUUGCUGAAGUGGCUUCAAGACACCUUUUUGAUCUGGACCCACAAAAUUCUGGUUACUAUGUACUGCUUUCCAAUUUACUUGCUGAUGCUGGACAUUGGGGGAGUGUACUGAAGAUAAGAAGUUUAAUGAAGGAAAGAGGAGUUCAGAAAGUACCUGGAUACAGUUGGAUAGAGGUCAACAACACCACCCACAUGUUUGUUGCUGCAGAUGAAAGUCACCCACGGUCUUCACAUAUUUAUUCAUUGCUGAAGACUCUUCUUCUAGAGCUGAAAAGAGAAGGAUAUGUUCCUCAGCUUUAUCUUCCAAUGCAUCCACAGCAUAUGGUGUCAUGACUAUCAUAUCCCCCUUUGCGCCGCCAACUGGAUCGUAGAUAAAAAUGUUAGCUUGUGAACCAUGGGCUGUGUUGGCAAAUCAGCAAUGUAAGCAUGUGAGAAAGUAGGAGGACAAUCUGUUUUGACAAGAAAAAUGUGAGGGGAAUCAACAUUGCAAAGCAGAGGUGACAAAGAACAAUCUGCAAACUGUCUAAUAUACAAAAUGUGCUGCUUUCGUGCUUUCUGUCAAAGCUUAGGAGUUACUGAAACCAUAUCGGAUCAUAUCCCCACUUCUCCCCUUUGCUCUCCCCACAGGCAUAGCUCCCAUAUUUGCUGUUUCAGGCACAGAUACCUUUGCAGCAAGGCUGGUGAAAAGGUUAAAGUCUAGCUAUGUUCUAGGUAAUUACAAGCAAAUGAGAGAGAAGGGUGUGUGUAUGCAGACUUGAAAGAAAGAAAUGUUUAAAGUGAGUAAAUAUGUGAUGCUUGCAUUAUCUGUCAAAUUUUAUAUUCUUUGGAGCAUUAAUGUGGCAUAAGAAGUUGGAGUGCAGAACGUUUUCUCCUGCUAAUGGGGACUCAUGGCUGAAAAUCAGACCCCAGGUACAAAGUUUGCAAUCCUGGAAGAGGAUUUCCCUCAGUAAAUAAAUUUACCAUGAAAGGAAGGGGAAAGGAAAGAGAGAGUUUUCUCUGUUUUGAAAGCUCCCCAAAUAACCUGGAACCCCCACCAAUCUUACUUAUGCUGUCUUUGGCAAGAGGAAAAGAUGAAGGAAGGAAAGGGGUAGAACCAAAACCUACUUUCUUUCCAUCCUUUCCUUCAUUUGAUAGAUCGGUACAUAUAAAUAUGUAUGCACUUAUAUAGUUUAAUAUUUUUUCUAUUUUACAUUUUAAUGCGAGCUCUAUCUUAUUGUAAACAAAAUAUAGUAGUUUGAUCUUGAUGCGUAUAUAAAGCUUUUUCUAGGAUUCAUGAAUUCAUAUAUAUGGUGGUUUGUUAUAUGAUUGCUACAUAGAAAUUAUGUAAUUGGAAUGUUACUACUUCAAUAUGACAUGAUA